Messenger RNA from Callithrix jacchus (white-tufted-ear marmoset), 1285 nucleotides. It is a transcript of the gene ZC2HC1A, whose product is annotated as zinc finger C2HC-type containing 1A. The record is from RefSeq and is a predicted model, not a curated record. Lineage: Eukaryota; Metazoa; Chordata; Mammalia; Primates; Cebidae.
CCGGGAUAUUAGCUGGUGGGAGGUGCGGCUGGGUUGCUACAGCCAGAGCUGGGCGGUGGCGGGCGCUGCUGAAGGAGUCUCGCUGAGCUCGAGGCGGCGGUGCAAUGGAGGGACUGGAAGAGAAUGGAAGUGUUGUCCAAGUUGGAGAAUUGUUACCUUGCAAGAUUUGCGGAAGAACAUUCUUUCCAGUAGCAUUAAAAAAACAUGGACCCAUUUGCCAGAAAACUGCCACUAAAAAACGGAAGACUUUUGAUUCAAGCAGACAGAGAGCUGAAGGAACGGAUAUUCCAACAGUAAAACCUCUCAAACCGAGGCCAGAACCACCAAAGAAACCAUCUAAUUGGAGAAGAAAACAUGAAGAAUUCAUUGCCACCAUAAGAGCAGCUAAAGGCCUUGAUCAGGCCCUCAAAGAGGGUGGCAAACUUCCUCCUCCUCCUCCACCUUCUUAUGAUCCUGAUUAUAUUCAGUGUCCAUAUUGUCAGAGGAGAUUUAAUGAAAAUGCAGCUGAUAGACAUAUAAAUUUCUGUAAAGAACAGGCAGCACGUAUUAGUAAUAAAGGCAAAUAUUCUACAGAUACCAAAGGAAAACCAACGUCUCGGACACAGUAUAAGCCACCUGCACUUAAAAAGUCAAAUUCUCCUGGAACUGCAUCAUCAGGAUCUUCACGAUUACCGCAGCCAAGUGGCACUAGCAAAACUGUUGUAGGUAUGCCUUCAGGUAAAGUGUCUUCAAAUACCAGCUCUUUGGGAAACAAACUUCAAACCUUAUCUCCCUCUCACAAAGGGAUAGCAGCCCCUCAUGCAGGAGCUAAUAUCAAACCUCGAAAUUCCACACCACCUAGUUUGGCAAGAAAUCCGGCCCCAGGUGUGCUUACAAACAAAAGAAAAACAUAUACUGAGAGCUACAUAGCCAGACCAGAUGGAGACUAUGCAUCUUCCCUUAAUGGUGGGAAUAUUAAAGGCAUUGAAGGAAAUUCACCUGGGAACUUACCAAAAUUCUGCCAUGAGUGUGGGACUAAAUACCCAGUAGAAUGGGCCAAGUUCUGCUGUGAAUGUGGUAUUCGAAGAAUGAUUCUAUGAAUAGAAUCUCAAAAAAAACAAAAGCCAAGUUCAGAGUUUAUGAUUAUUGCUGCUUGGACAGCUAGAGCACUCACUUCCUGUAGUUAUUUUGUGCUAAAAAUACACAAAAUACCAUUUCCAGUAAUUUUGGAGCAUAAUUUUUUGGCUAUAUGUGUGUGUAUUUAUAUGUAUACAUAUACUGUAUAUAAUAAAUAUCUCAUAUCCCA